This is a messenger RNA of Impatiens glandulifera, 1521 nucleotides long. RefSeq lists its product as uncharacterized. The coding region runs from base 69 to 1220 and encodes 383 amino acids. The record is from RefSeq and is a predicted model, not a curated record. The transcript has 3 exons. Gene Ontology annotation, cellular component: intracellular membrane-bounded organelle. Lineage: Eukaryota; Viridiplantae; Streptophyta; Magnoliopsida; Ericales; Balsaminaceae.
AAACAAGGCUUACAAGUCAAGCCACUUCUUUGAGUCUGUGAAUUCGUGAAUCUAAUCAAAGAGCAGAAAUGUCAAAAUCUUCAUCCACGAAAUUGUUCAUCAGAUUUCUCCACCACCGCGUUACCUCAAAUCAAACGCAUGCCGGAAAUCCAGUUGCCGGUGGUGGAAUCUCACAGCUUCUCUCUCAUCAUCCAAGCCCAAGUCCACUUCCAUGGCAUCCCAGAACCGAUUUCUCAUCAUCAUCGACGCCAAUCUCAAGAUUUCUCCAAAACCCAUCAGGAAUAUCGAAGAUCCUGCAGAUACCAACGAGAAGAUUGGUCCCAAACGGUACUCCAUUUCCAGAAAGGAAUUUUUUAGGUUUUAGGCAUUUCUGUUUGAAGAGUUCAGAGAUGGGUGGUCGGAACUUUGCUAAGAAGAUGGUGAAAAAUCCGAAGGCGGCAGUAAAAGAUACUGUCUCGAGGUAUAAGGAAGCGGUUGGGCUGCAAAUUGAGGCUUUUUGGAGGAGGAACAAUUUAGUGAUUCUAGGUGCUGGUGGUCUUAUGGUUUGCAUUCUUCUAUGGAAAUUACUGUUUGGGAUUGCCAGUACUUUUAUUGGAUUAUCUGAAGGCUUGGCCAAGUAUGGGUUCCUUGCCCUCUCCACUGCUAUUGUCGCAUUUACUGGGUUAUAUUUUCGUUCAAGGUUCACAAUCAACCCAGACAAAGUUUAUAGAAUGGCCAUGAGAAGACUGAAUACAAAUGCUGGAAUUUUGGAGGUAAUGGGUGCUCCACUCACAGGAACAGAUGUGAGAGCGUACGUGAUGUCUGGAGGAGGGUUAACGCUUAAGAAGUUCAACCCCGGUUUAAGGGGCAAGCGUUGUUUUCUUAUUUUCCCAAUACGAGGCUCUGAGAGAAAAGGCCUUGUAAGCGUUGAAGUCAAGAACAAAAAGGGCGAGUACGAUAUGAAAUUGCUGGCGGUUGACAUCCCAAUGUCGUCUGGACCAGACCAACGUUUAUUCCUUAUUGGGGACGAGGAAGAGUACAGAAUUGGUGGGGGGUUGAUAGGAGAGCUUCGGGAUCCUGUUCUGAAAGCAUUGAACGCGGUUAAAGAGUUUGAAGAUCGCGAUGAAAUGGAGGAUAAAGAAGAUGCAGCUAGGGAGCUUCGAGAGGCUGAACAAAGGCACCUUGAAGAAAUUGAAAAGCUCGAUAAAAGUGGUAGUAGUAAUAGCAGUAGUAGUUCAUAACCGCUUAAAAUUCAUAAGAAGACACUUAACUUACUUACCAAACACAUAUUGCAAUAGUUUUUUCUUCUUUUUCUUCGGCCGGAGUCAUCAAAGUAACCGGGCUUAAGGGCGGUUGCAAUGUAAGAGUGAAUGUCAGCUGAUUCAGGGAAAAUGUCUUUCAUAACCUCUGAUUUUGUUGUGCUUUUGAUUUUAUGGUUGUUUGUAGAGCAAAAUAAGGAUAAGUGCAACAUUUUGCAAUGGGCAUAUUGGAGAUUAUGUUAUGUCCAUAUUCAAGCAUAUGUCAGUGUUUUGAGAUACUCUC